AUGAAGUACGAUUACAUAAAUAGAUUUAUUUCGGCAAAAUUCAGGAUAUUAGGAUUAUACGUGGGAAGGCAUCCGUUUAUAUUUAUAAUCGUUCCGCUAAUAAUUGCUAGUAUAUUGUCACUUGGAUUGAAAAAAUAUCAUCUGGUAUACGAUACAGAAUAUCUUUACUGUCCACGAAGUGGUAGAGCCAUACGUGAUAGAGAAGUUGCCGAAACUCUCUUCCCUCCGGAUGAAAAUAAUUUCGAUAUAAUGAAAAUGAUGCGGUUUGGAAGAAUGGGAAUGCUUCUAAUGGAAGCUAAAGAUGGAGGCUCGUUGUUAAGAGAAAAUAUACUAAAAGAAAUUAAGAACAUAGAUAAAAUUAUUCAAAAUAUUACCGUGAAUUACCAUAAUAAGACUUACCAAUUUGAACAGUUGUGUUUAAGAUCUGCUAAUAGAAAAUGCGUCGAAAAUUAUGUUCUUAGUUUAAGUGGAAAAAUGGAAGAUAUUAAAAAUAAUAAAUUUCGUAUGAAAUUUCCUUUCGAAGUGAAAAAGGAAUCGAAUAAACUUUUACUUUCGGUUGUAAAUUUUGGUGGUGUGACGACUGACGAAAAUGAUUACAUUUUGGAAUCGAAAGCAAUUAGACUUACUUAUUUAUUAAAAUAUACAACUAAAGAAUGGAACGAAAUAUCAUUAGAAUGGGAAAGUAAAUUUUUGGAAACUGUAUCACGUUUAAAAUCAAAACGUUUGAAUUUUUAUAAAUUCAUCGGUGGUACCUUCGAUAACGAAUUUCAUAAAGCUACAGAAAUGGUUCUGCCAUUCGUUCUUUUCGUUGCACCAUUAAUGGCAGCAUUUGCCGUUAUAACGUCCAUGACUAAAGAUUGGGUUACAAGUAAACCUUGGAUAGGAAUUGCUGGAUGUAUAUGCCCCAUAAUUGCUGGAAUGGCUGCUUUUGGUUUGCUUCUUUUCUGUGGUGCUGAAUACAUCGAUUUAAAUAUAUCUAUUAUUUUUCUCCUAUUAGGUAUAGGUUUGGACGAUUCGUUUGUACUUUUAGCUGCCUGGAGAAGAACGGAUUCUAACGAUAGUGUUGAAAAAAGGAUAAGUGAUGCUUAUUCCGAAGCUGCAACAUCCAUAACGAUUACUUCUUUAACAAAUUUUAUAUCAUUUACUGUAGGGAUGACAACACCUUAUAAAGUGAUACAGAUUUUUUCUGUUUAUGCAGCAUUAUCUAUUCUUUUCGAUUAUCUUGUUCAAGUUACUCUUUUUGGAGGAAUAUUAGCCCUUAGUGGCUUCAGGGAACAGAAUAAACUGCAUUCACUCUUCUGCAUUGGUGUAAACCCUACCAAGCAUUACAUUUCAGAAAACGCAUUGCAUCGAUUUCUACAUGUCGGUUUGAUUAAAGAAAGUGCAGAUCUCGAAGACAGUAAUAUAUUUUUGAAAAUAUACAAAGACUUUAUUGGAAAAGCACUGACACAGCCAUCCGUAAAAUUAAUGGUUAUAUUAUUUUUUAUAAUAUAUAUUUCUGGAGCCAUAUAUUGUUUAGGAAUUCUCAAACAAGGUUUCGACUACAGAAUUGCAGUUCCUAAAAAUUCCUACUCGUUCGAUUUCAUUACUAAGCAUUAUCAAUAUUUUGUUCAGUAUCCUCACGGUAUACAAGUCAUUAUUAACCAAACAUUGGAUUAUUCUGAUCCACAAGUACAAAAAGAUGUUACUGAAAUAGUUCGUAAAUUUUCGACUGCUCCUUACAUGGCUGGACAAGAUAUGGUAGAUUCGUGGCUUAAAUUAUAUUUAUUAUCAUUAAAUGAUACAAAACUCUGGCUAUCGUAUAGAGGAUACGAUAUGACGAAAUCAGAAGAUUUUCUUAAGGGUUUUGUUGAUGUUUUUCUUAAAAUUCCUUAUUAUAGAAGAUACAGAAAUGAUGUCGUGUUUAAUAAAAAUAUGACCCAAAUUAUUGCAUCUAGAUAUUUAGUUGCCAGUAAAGAUAUCAACGAUUUUGAUUUGGAACGUCAAAUGUUAACCAAAUUAUGGGAAUUAGCUGAUUCUUGUAAGUAUCCUGUAUAUGUACAUAACUACUGGUUUGCCAUUCUAAAUCAGCAUAUAAAUAUUAAAGAAAGUUCAGUACAAGCAAUAUUAAUUGCUGCUCUAACUGUAACUGUGAUGUUUUUUCUGUUUGUACCACAUUUACUAUGUGCUGUUUGCGUGGCUCUAACUAUUGCUUCGGUAUUGAUCGGAGUGAUCGGUUAUAUGUCGUUACUGGGUAUUAAUUUGGAUACUGUAUCUAUGUUAAUUCUCAUAAUGGCUACUGGUUUAUCUGUAGAUUAUGCUGCUCAUAUAUCUUACGCUUAUAUUACAGCCAAACAGAAAAAUCCAAACGAGAAAACAAAGAGAGCUCUAGAGGUAGCUGGUCAUCCUAUUUUUCAAGGGUGUAUAACAUCUAUUGUUGCAGUUGCCAUUCUUGGACUUGGACCUUCGUAUUCUUUUAUUAUCGUUUUUAAAAUUGUAACAUUGCAAAUGGUGUUCGCGUUUUUGCACGGUAUAUUUUUGCUACCUGUAUUGUUAAAUGUAUUGGAAAGUUUCAUUUUAUGUUUGACCAGAAAAUUUCCCGAAGAAGAAGAAGAGCAUUCAGAAUGCGAUGUUGAAAAUAAAGAAGCCAUAAACUUUCUUAUGAAAGGAGAAGAAUCCGUAACAACAGACUGUAAUAAUUAACAUACCUGGGAUUGAUUUAGUCAUUAAAACAUACACUGACAAAUUAUUAUAUGUUAUAUAGUAAGAAAAAAAUUAAUAAUAUUAAUUAAUUUAUUUAUAGAAGUGCAAAUUGUAUUGUGAUCAUUUCAAACACUUGAAACUAAUAUUAAAUAAAAGGCU
Molecule: messenger RNA, 2841 nt
Organism: Centruroides sculpturatus (bark scorpion)
Lineage: Eukaryota; Metazoa; Arthropoda; Arachnida; Scorpiones; Buthidae
Product: patched domain-containing protein 3-like
Exons: 4
Coding region: 1-2682 (893 amino acids)
Cellular component (GO): membrane
Source: RefSeq, a predicted model, not a curated record